CUCACCAGGACCCACAAAGCCUCCAACAGUAUAUAUUCCUCAUAACUCUCUCUUUAUGAAUGGGAAACACAACAUUCAAAAUUAGGUGUGUGAUUUUUAAUUCCCGUGCUUAAUGGCUCAGCUAUAGAACUAUCUGAAGAAACGUGGUGUUCCGUGCUCCACACGUGUCCAAGUGGUGAGAGUUUGCAAGCACUGGGAAGAGAGAUUGAUUAUUAAAACACUUUUAAGACUGCAGUUAUGUGAAAAGAAAGGGUUCUUCUAACAAGUCAGUACCCUUAACAAAUGACAGUUCCCAGGAGUUUUUGCUGAGAGGCAUGACUGCUAAAGUGAUAUAUCACUGCUUUAAAUGUAAGGUGAAGGUCUACACCUAAGGUAGUCACUCCAAGGCAGUUCUUUUCACCCUAAAAAGCCAUUGCAUGUAAUAGUGCAGUGUGACCACGGCCAGGACAUCAAAGCAUACUGUAGUUCCUUCUCAACACUUUAGCAAUUGAGUGGAAUAGGCAUGCAUUCUCUGUUGGCGUGUGACUUGGAAUAACAGAGUUUUUCCGUAUUUGUCUAUUGCAAAACAGUUGGGAAGUCCUAGUUUGAGCAAAAGAGAGAGAAAAGAGGAAGCCACCUCAAAAGAAAUGUUGGGUUCUUACCAUUCUUGAAAAUGUGGUAAUUUAUGUACAAACUGCAUCAGUUUCAGUCAUUUCCCUUUUGCACUAGAGCUCUACUUACACUCGUUCUCUGACACCUAUCUGCAAAGGCUGAGCUCUGCAGGAGGCACAGGAUGGCUCUUCUCAACAUCACAGACACACACUUGAACAACGCGGUGGCAGAGGUGUCAUGGGUGAAGGCCAGCUUGCUUCCAAGCCUCUUCCUCGGGGCUUGCUUCCUGGUUGGCAUGCCUGGGAAUGGUCUUGUGGUCUGGACGGUUCUUACCAAGUUCCCCCAGCGCUCAUUCACCAUUAAUGUCAUCUUGAACUUGGCCUUGGCUGACUUGAUGGUCAUGUUGACAGCGCCAUUCUGGAUCUACUAUUUUCUCAACAGCUGGGUCUUUGGAAAUGUCAUGUGCAGACUUCUCCUCUACCUCGUCUACUUAACUGUGUAUGCCAGCAUCUUCUUCAUCACCCUGAUGAGCCUGCACCGCUUUGCUGUUGUGGUCUUUCCGUUCACCUCCCAAAUGUGGCGGAGGCCACAUGUGGUGUGCAGGAUGUUACUGGCAGUUUGGUUGCUGGCAGGUGUCUUUGCAUGCCCAACUCUGGUAUCUGCAUCAAGCCUGAACAAGGUUGGAGAGUGUACGGAUGAAAUAUAUUUCUCAGAUGAGCAUCGCCUUGUGGUCAACAUUCUGGAGACCUUAUUUGCCUUCGUCAUCCCGUUUUCUAUUCUCUCCAUCUGCUAUUCCUGCAUGAUGAGAAGGAUUCGGACACUGAGACGCUGCAAGGAAAUGAAAACUGGGAAGCUGGUUGCAGCUGUGGUGGGUGCCUUCUUUGUGUGCUGUCUUCCUUACCACAUCUUAAAUCUCGUCAUAAUCUCUGCAUUGUUGCUGAAAUAUGCUCAGCCGGAGAAGGCAAAGGCCUUGCUAGAGACAGCUGAAGCUCUAACAAACCUUCAUGGGUCUGUAGCUUUUUUAAGUAGCUGCCUGAACCCCAUCCUCUAUGCUUUCGCUGCCCGGAGCUUCCGUGGCGGACUACGAGAGACCAAUUUUGCCAAGUUAUUUGCCAAAAUGCAUGAAGACACAGAGGAGAAAUCUACUAAGGACAUUACUGUUUCAAUGCAGGUUCUGUAACUCCAGGGGAG
Molecule: messenger RNA, 1782 nt
Organism: Podarcis raffonei (Aeolian wall lizard)
Lineage: Eukaryota; Metazoa; Chordata; Lepidosauria; Squamata; Lacertidae
Product: leukotriene B4 receptor 1-like
Exons: 1
Coding region: 773-1771 (332 amino acids)
Biological process (GO): G protein-coupled receptor signaling pathway
Cellular component (GO): membrane
Molecular function (GO): G protein-coupled receptor activity
Source: RefSeq, a predicted model, not a curated record